Messenger RNA from Aspergillus campestris IBT 28561, 1886 nucleotides. Its product is annotated as dimethylaniline monooxygenase. The coding region runs from base 339 to 1886 and encodes 515 amino acids. Gene Ontology annotation, molecular function: flavin adenine dinucleotide binding; NADP binding; N,N-dimethylaniline monooxygenase activity. The transcript is spliced from 4 exons. The record is from RefSeq and is a predicted model, not a curated record. Lineage: Eukaryota; Fungi; Ascomycota; Eurotiomycetes; Eurotiales; Aspergillaceae.
UUUCUAUAGAUAUAUUUUGGCUAUGGAGGUCAUCUGGUCUGUUAUAUCAGGUAACUAUUCCGAUAACAUCCUGGGAUAGUUCGAGAAAUGGACGAGCCAGGUUGUGGAAUGCUGGAAUGUGGAGACACCAAGAUCUAUACUGUCGAUCAACCGCUUCUAUCAACAGUGAAUCCACCUCUAUCAACAACAAAUACACCUCUAUCCAUACACCACAGCAGUCAAUUCACUGGAAAGGCAUUGCCUAAGAUUCCACAUCGCACUAAUGAGAAUAGCAUGAUGGCGACAUAUCUUCCAACCCCUCAGUCCGUCUUCCCCUCACCCAUCCAACAACACCCAUCAUGCCCCGUUACCGCACCGUCGCCGUGAUUGGGACCGGUCCCUCGGGCAUCUCAGCCCUCCGUGCCCUGCACGACGAGCAGGCCUUCGACACCAUCCGCGCCUUUGACCGACGCGAUGGACCCGGGGGAAUGUGGAAUUACGAUCCCAUCCCGCAGCCCUUCCCAGGGCCGGAUCCUCCAUCCUCGACUCCGCGUCCAUCUCCGCCGGCCACUCUACCCGGGUAUACCCCUCCGGCGCCUGAAGACGUCACCGUCCGUACGGCGCUCUACCCCUACCUGGACAGCAACGUCGGGGCGGACAUCAUGUCCUUCACUCACACGCCGCUCCCCAACGUCAACUCAGAGACAUCAAUCCAGCGAUACGGCCCGGACAACCCCACUCGCCCGUGCACGGCGAUCACCGCGUAUCUCAAAUCCCUAGCCCAGGAGUUCGUCGACACCCCGUCCCUCAUCUCCUUCAACACGACCGUCGAAAGCGUCGACAAGAACCCCGACACAGGGAAAUGGACGCUGACGCUGCGCCGCCCGGACCCAGCCAGCCAGCGCGACUACUGGUGGCAGGAGUCGUUCGACGCCGUCGUCGUCGCAUCAGGCCACUACCACAUUCCGUCCGUGCCAGCCAUCCCCGGCCUCGACAGCGUCGCGCCCUCUACCCUCGAACAUGUCAAGUCCUUCCGUAGCCCCGACCCCUACCGCGACCAGAAAGUGAUCGUCGUCGGAGGGAACUACUCCGCCGCAGACCUCGUCAUCGACCUCCACGACAUCGUCCAGCACCCACUAUACGUCUCCCGCCGCGGUAACACUGACAUCUUCCCAGGCGUCUGGCACCUCCCAGGCGUAAUCAUCACUCCGCCCAUCGCACGGGUCGAGCCCUCCUCCCCAUCAUCAAACUCGAUAAACGUAACUUUCACAGACAACACAACCCUAGAAAACAUCACCAAAAUCAUCUUCGCAACAGGCUACACCCUCUCCUACCCCUUCCUGCACCCAAACCCCGUAACCUCCCACAACCACCUCACAGGCUUCUACCAACACAUCUUCCAAAUAGGCGACCCCUCCCUAGCAAUCAUAGGCCAAGUACGGGGGUCCCUCCCGCUGCGCGUCUACGAGUACCAAGCAGUAGCAGUAGCGCGCUACUUCGCCAACCGGAACGCGGUAUCUCUCCCGUCCGAGGAGGAGCAGCGCGCGUGGGAGAAGGAGAGAUUGCGGAGGACGGGUGCGUCUGUGCUGUUCCAUGAGCUUGGGGAUGGCGUGGGGGCUUAUUAUGAGUUUUGUCGUGCGUUGGCGGGGCGGCCUGCGGUGGGGACUAAAGGGUAUGAGUUACCUCGUUUUGGGGAUGAUUGGGUGAGGGUUGGGUUGGGGGUGUUGAGGGCGAAGAAUGAGUUUUGGGGGGUGGUUGCGAGGGGUGGAGUGGGGAUGGAUGUCCUUACAUCGGACCUAGCUGGGGAUGAGGGACCACGAAAUUCGAGGCAAGCUGUCCAAAGUUACGAAUACCUUGUGCUAUCCAGUCCUGCCAAUGGGGCAGACAGUCCCUCGUCGGGUCUAUAG